ACAGAUCCAGGAAAUUACUCGAGGAGUUGGGGCGUCUCUCUUCCUUCUCUUCCUGUUCUCUUUAUAUUCUCUACAAACUGCAUCUGGCUGUUUACAGUGUUUUAUCGCCAGCUGACUUGAAAAAAGAUUUUCAAGUUAAAAUGUGCAACGGCUGUGUGCAAAAAGAAUACCCAGACCGGGGGAACACUUGUUUGGAGAAUGGCUCUUACCUGAUGAACUACCUGGGCUGUGCCAACUGCCAUCAGAGGGACUUUGUGCUGAUCAGCAAUAAAGCCACAGAGGAUGACGAUGGAGAGGAGAUCGUAACAUAUGACCAUGUUUGCAAAAAUUGUGACCAUAUCAUCGCCAGGCACGAAUACACUUUUUCUGUUGUUGAUGAAUACCAGGAGUACACUAUGCUCUGCAUGCUGUGUGGAAAGGCAGAGGACUCCAUCAGUGUGUUACCAGAUGACCCCAGACAGUCUGCGCCUCUCUUCUAGACCUUACACCUGCAGGUCAUGAUUCACUUUUUAGAUGACGUCACCACCACGGACGUGUUGCUGGCUGCUGGCGUCUGGGUUCCAAUCCUUUUUUAUCAUGCAUUCAAAAAAUUGUAUGCAUGUCUUCAAAGUACACCGCAUUUUAAGUCUUUGGCUGUUUAUAAACUACUGUAUGCGGAUAUUAGUUGAGCAGGACAUAUAACUUAGUAUUAUCCUACAUGACAACAACAAAUAUUCUGUAUUUUAAUUUACGAUGUACUGUAAAUAAAUAUUUUUACAUUUUAUUACCAUCUGCAUUUUACUGCCCAACAAAUCAUAUCUGAUGUUGCAAAGUCAGUAUGACAAAAUAAGGGAGUUUACCGUGCAGCUAUAGAAAUAACAGCUUUGUUAUUAUUGUUAUGUUAAAAAUGCUAUAAUUUGUUAUAAAAAUGGUAAAUAGUUUAUUUCAAAUGUUAGAAUAAAAAAAAUUAAAUGUAUCCGCUUAAACAGUUCAAGGUUAUUUAUUUUUGCCAAAAGCUUACCCCUAAAUAGUAUGUCUCAUUGCCACCAAACUGCAGUGUUUUAAACAUGUUCAACUCUGAGCCCAGAUGCUUGGGGAAGAUAAAAUCCAGUCUUCACAGUUAUGAGCCUAUUUGUGAAGUUGCUUGAGAUUAAAAUUUAAUUUCUGACUUUGGAAACAGCAGUUAACAAAAAAAAUAAAUACAUUUGUACACUAA
This is a messenger RNA of Perca fluviatilis (European perch), 1195 nucleotides long. RefSeq names its product churchill domain containing 1 (gene churc1). Gene Ontology annotation, molecular function: zinc ion binding. NCBI's taxonomy places the organism in Eukaryota, Metazoa, Chordata, Actinopteri, Perciformes, Percidae. Gene Ontology annotation, biological process: fibroblast growth factor receptor signaling pathway; positive regulation of DNA-templated transcription; multicellular organism development. The transcript is spliced from 4 exons. Bases 141 to 479 code for a protein of 112 amino acids. The record is from RefSeq and is a predicted model, not a curated record.